Sporisorium graminicola is the source of this 846-nucleotide messenger RNA. RefSeq lists its product as uncharacterized. Bases 1 to 846 code for a protein of 281 amino acids. The record is from RefSeq and is a predicted model, not a curated record. Lineage: Eukaryota; Fungi; Basidiomycota; Ustilaginomycetes; Ustilaginales; Ustilaginaceae. The transcript has 2 exons. Gene Ontology annotation, molecular function: oxidoreductase activity.
AUGGUCACCGCACUCGUAUCCGGAGGCAACCGAGGUCUGGGCUACGGCAUUGUCCGUAGACUCGCCAACGAGUUCCCCUCAUCCCCCGUCGCUGGCUCCUCGUCCGAAAAGCUAACCAUCUACCUCGGCUCUCGCGACAUCAGCAAGGGCGAAGAAGCCAAAAAGUCGCUCCACUCGGAGCUCGCCAAGAAUGUCCUCGACCGAGUCUCGAUCGAAGUGCGACAGUUCGACACCACCUCGCGCGACUCGAUCGCCAAACUGGGCAAGGAGCUCCAGUCGGGCGUCGACAUUCUCAUCAACAACGCUGGGAUUGCCCUGGACGGCUUUGACGCCGACGUGGUCAAGAAAACGAUCGCGACCAACUACUAUGCCGUGCAAGACGUGAUUAACAACAUCCACGUCAACGACGGUGGUCGCAUCGUCAACAUUGCCUCCCUCACCGGUGUGCUCAACGGCUUCGGCGACAGUGUCCGCCAGCGCUUCAUCGAUGCCAAAACGGUCGCGGAUGUAGAUGCACUCAUGCAAGAAUUUCAGGACUCUGUCGCCGACGGCAGCUACCAGCAAAAAGGCUGGAAGGGCGCCGCCUACGGGACGAGUAAGAGCGGCGUCAUUGCCUACACGCGAGCGCUUGCCAACGAGUACAAGCAGCAAGGCAAAAACAUCGAUGUAAUCUCCUGCUGUCCUGGUUACGUCAACACGGACAUGACCAAAGGCAAAGGCUACAAGACGCUGGACCAGGGUGCAGAGACGCCUGUGCUGCUCGCAUUGCGAAAAGUCGAUGCUAAACCCGGCGAGUUCUGGUCCGAGGGCAAACGCUUUGACUGGGACAACAAAGUCGACUAUUAG